Microplitis mediator is the source of this 1962-nucleotide messenger RNA. RefSeq names its product juvenile hormone esterase-like. The record is from RefSeq and is a predicted model, not a curated record. NCBI's taxonomy places the organism in Eukaryota, Metazoa, Arthropoda, Insecta, Hymenoptera, Braconidae. The transcript is spliced from 9 exons. The coding region runs from base 246 to 1853 and encodes 535 amino acids.
CAAGAGCCACCGAAGAAAAGAAAGACAGGAUGGUGGAGGCGAAGAGGAACAAGGUCCUUGGUCCUUAAGGAGGAUUUUAGAAAGUUCGUGAAUAAGAGGCUAUGAAUAAAAGAAAUAAUAACGAUUGUUUGCUAUGGUGAAUUACGAAUCAUUAAUUAAGACUUUGUUUCCGAUAGAUUAGAGCUUUUAUACCGGCCCGAGUAAUUUCAAUUGUCAUUAAGACACAAUCAACUAUCGAUAAUAUUAUGAAACCUAUUAUUGAAGUGCAAGAAGGAAAAUUGCGUGGAAUCAAAGAAAACAAUAUCAAUGGAAUUCAUUUCUACGCAUUUCGCGGCAUUCCGUAUGCGAGGCCGCCGAUUGGAGAUUUACGAUUCAAGGAUCCAGAACCAGCAGAAUCUUGGUCCGGGGUUAAGGAUGCGAUUGAAUACGGCCCUAAAUGCGCACAAGUCAACUGGGUUACCGGAAAAAUAGUAGGAAUGGAAGAUUGUCUGUACCUAAAUGUCUAUACGACGGAAUUGAAUCCCAAAGUACUGAGAGCUGUUAUGUUUUGUAUCCACGGUGGAAAUUUUAGUUUUGGAACCAGCAACGAUGAAACUCAUGGUCCAGAUUACCUCAUUGAAAAAGAAAUCGUUCUAGUUACAGUAAAUUACCGACUUGGAGUACUAGGAUUUUUGAAUUUAGAUGAUGAAGAAGUAUCCGGUAAUCAAGGGUUUAAGGAUCUAGUUCAUGCUCUAAAGUGGGUGCGUCAAAAUAUAUCGAAAUUUGGAGGGGAUCCAAAUAAUGUUACACUUAUAGGGCACAGUGCAGGAGGUUCAUCUGUUCAUUAUUUGACUGUUUCUCCACUUGCCCAAGGACUAUUUCAUAAGGCUAUUUUACAAAGCGGAGUUGCUAUUAAUCCAUGGGCACGGGCACCAAAAAAUAUGAAAGGAAAAGCUGAAAAGUUAGCAUCGAUAUUGGGAAAUAAAAUUAGUGAUUCAAAAAAACUUGUUGAGUUUCUAAGAGGGAUUGAUGUAUUUGAUUUAAUAAAGGCACAAGAAUCGUUUCUGACAUGGAAGGACAGACUAUUUAGUAUAAAUGUAUUUGGGCCAUCAGUGGAUUCAAAAUCAAAAGAUCCAUUUUUGGGAAUUCCAAUUGAAGAAGCUGUAAAAUCGGGUAUUAGAGUACCUUGUAUAAUUGGCCACGUUUCCCAUGAAGGUCUUAUCAUUCUUUCAGGAUUGAAAAACGAUAAUUACGGUGAAAUAAAUGACAACCAAGAAGAAUUAUUGAUACAUCCACACGCGAAGAAGAAUUUGAAAGAUAUAAAUAUCACAUAUAGGGAUAUGAAACAGUUUUUUAUGGGCGGUAGUGAAAUUUCACCGGAAAACGUUAAAAAGUUCGUAGAUUUGAUCACUGCCGCACAUUUCGUUAUCGACAUCCAUCGCACGCUUGAUAUUCAAACUAAAAUUACAGAGGUACCGACUUUUAUGUACAAAUUUGAUCAUUACUCAAAAGAAACAUCCAUGAUGCAGAAAAUAACCCGCGUUGAUUUAGAAGGAACUUGCCACGUUGAAGACUUAAGAUAUAUAUAUUAUCCAAAAUGGUGCAGAAAGGUCGGAAUCGAACCAUCACAUAAGCCCGGGUCAAUAGAAUUUUUGAAUCACCAAAGAUUUUUGGAAUUAUGGACCAAUUUCGCGAAAACCGGUAAUCCAACGUCGACACGAUCAGAAUUGAUUCCUUUCGAAUGGCAGCCAAUUGGUCGUUCAGCCGAAUUAAAUUGUUUGAAAAUUUCAAAAGAAUUCAAAAUGAUCAAAGAGCCAUUUCUGAUAGAUAAAAUAUCAAAAAAUUUGAAGACCCAAAUUUGUAUCUCUAACUAAAGUCAGUGAAAAAAAAUGAAUAAUUAUUAUUAAUGUGUAAUUAAAUCCUGAAUUAUUUUUUAUAAUGACUAUCAGACUAAAUUGGAAUUAAUUGAUGAAUUGAAUUGGU